Messenger RNA from Colletotrichum abscissum, 390 nucleotides. Its product is annotated as endoribonuclease L-PSP. The coding region runs from base 1 to 390 and encodes 129 amino acids. The transcript is spliced from 3 exons. Gene Ontology annotation, cellular component: cytosol; mitochondrion. The record is from RefSeq and is a predicted model, not a curated record. Gene Ontology annotation, molecular function: deaminase activity. Lineage: Eukaryota; Fungi; Ascomycota; Sordariomycetes; Glomerellales; Glomerellaceae.
AUGUCCUCCCCAAAGACCCCCGUUCUCACAGAUAAGGCCCCCAAGCCCCUGCCCGGCAUCUACAGCCAAGCCAUCAUUGCCAAUGGCAUGGUCUUCUGCUCCGGCGCCGUUCCCAUGGACCCGGUGACAAUGAAAAUCAUUGACGGUGACGUUCAGGCACACACGCACCAAUGCAUCAAGAACCUGACCGCGGUACUGGAAGGCGCCGGUACCACGAUUGACAAGGUGGUCAAGGUGAACGUCUUCCUCUCGGACAUGGAUGACUUUGCUGCGAUGAAUGAAGUUUAUUGCACUUAUUGGGGUGACAUCAAACCUUCUAGAACUUGCGUGGCGGUCAAGACCCUUCCACUAAAUGUCGAUGUGGAGAUUGAGUGCAUAGCUGUCCUGUAA